Messenger RNA from Necator americanus (New World hookworm), 252 nucleotides. RefSeq lists its product as uncharacterized. NCBI's taxonomy places the organism in Eukaryota, Metazoa, Nematoda, Chromadorea, Rhabditida, Ancylostomatidae. The record is from RefSeq and is a predicted model, not a curated record. The transcript has a single exon. Bases 1 to 252 code for a protein of 83 amino acids.
AUGGUGUGCCAUAACGAAGAACUUUACUCAGAAGUGGAUAUGGUGUAUCGACGGAUGACGAGAGGCAAAGAUCAACAUCUUGCCAUUUUCUCUCCCCGCUUCAAGAGUAUUCGCAGAAAACCGUUUUGGUCACAUUAUAAGGAGAUUAAUUAUAAGGGUGAGAUUAUUGUUGAUUACAAGGAGGUUAUCAGAUGGCCUUGUCCAAAUUGCCUUGCUCUCACACCCAGACUAGAGGAGGCCACCCAGACGUGA